AUCCUGUUAAACACCACUCACCUUCCUCAAUAAUCUUCUCUACAGGUAACGCACACCUGAGUCUCUUUACCUUCUCAAGACUAAAGGUGAAAGAGGAUGAGCAUGAUAAGAUUGAGAGAAAGUUAAAGGCUCACUGACUCUUUUUCUUCUUACCGUGGGUUCACACCAGCCGCAUUUGAGGCGUCAAAUUUGCGUCUACCGCGUCUAGUUUGCCGCUUGAGUUUAGUCGCUUCAUUCGCGCAUGAAAUUCUAGUCAUCGAGACAUUCACGUGCAAAUUCGUGUCAUGGGAGGGGCUUCUGUGACUCCGCUCGCAUCCUGUAAUCACGUUACUACUAGAGCAAGCUCCUGAUUUAACGCGGCGCGUCUCUCCGCCAAAGCUCAAAUUUUUCAACUCGUGCAUUUGCCUUGGCAACGCUUAAUUCAUGCCAUUCGCGCGAACUAGACACACGAAUGAGGCGGUAUCGCGUGUACCUCGCCGCCCUAAACCCCUCAUUCUCACAGCUAGACUUCCAGACACGCGUCAACGCAUCUUUACAUUGACUUAACAUUGAAAUCACUUGCGCUUGACUGUGUGAAAGCAGCAUUAGAAACUACAGGUUUCUAACUCAAACAUCUUGUGUGUGUUUGCUGUGCUCCCCAGGUACAGUAUUGUGUCUGCAGAUGAGGAGAGACUGAAGAUCUCUGCCCUCGGCCUUCACAACGGCAACAGCUCUGACCGGCUUCAUUCCCCCAUCACUAGCGUGAGAUCAGGAGCGGAGGGGACGAGUGCAGGAAUGAGAGCUAGCUACGACAAAAAGAUUUUCACCGCCGGCAGAAGCCGAAUACGGAGUCGCUUUGUCAAGAAAAACGGCCAAUGCAACGUCAUCUUUUCCAAUAUGGAUGACAAACCACGCCGGUACCUCGCUGAUAUCUUUACUACGUGUGUAGAUAUUCGCUGGAGGUAUCUGCUGUUGAUCUUCUGCUCCACCUUUCUAGUGUCCUGGCUCAUCUUCGGCCUGAUCUUCUACAGCGUGUCUUUGGCUCACGGAGACUUUGAAUCGAGAGUCGCCUCUGCCGACACAGGACGCCUGAUGGAGCGGAAACCGUGUCUGCUGGAUGUCGAGGGUUUUAUUGGGGCUUUUCUGUUCUCUGUCGAGACUCAGACCACCAUCGGUUACGGACGGCGCUGCGUCACAGAGGAAUGUCCGGUAGCGAUCGUGACGGUGGUGGUGCAGUCCGUCGUCGGCUGCAUAGUUGACUCUUUUAUGAUCGGCACAAUCAUGGCCAAGAUGGCGCGGCCAAAGAAAAGAAACCAGACUCUGCUUUUCUCCCAGAAUGCCGUGAUAGCGCUGAGGGACGGUAAGUUGCGUCUGAUGUGGCGUGUUGGGAAUCUGCGGAAGAGUCACAUCGUCGAGGCUCACGUUCGCGCUCAGCUCAUUCGUCCGUACGUCACGGCAGAGGGCGAGUUCAUCCCCCUUGAGCAGACCGAUCUCAACGUGGGCUAUGACGAUGGCACCGAUAGACUUUUCCUUGUAUCUCCUCUGGUGAUCGUGCACGAGAUCGAUGAGGACUCGCCGCUCUGGGGAAUGAGCAGAGCAGAUCUGGAGUCGGACGAUUUUGAGAUCGUGGUGAUUCUGGAGGGAAUGGUGGAGGCGACGGCCAUGACCACGCAAGCUCGGAGCUCGUAUCUGUCUCGGGAGAUCCUCUGGGGUCACCGCUUUGAGCCCGUUAUCUUUGAGGACCUCGAUCGCUAUCAGGUCGAUUACGCCCGGUUUCACAAAACAUAUGAAGUACCGUCGACACCCACCUGUAGUGCUAAAGAGCUGAAGGAGCUCAGUGGGCGUCGGUCGGUGGACUCCUCUCGUUCUGUGACACCGAUUAAGCGCUGGACUCGAACCCUGCCACCUUCACAUUCACCUAGUGCUUUCUGCUAUGAGAAUGAGGUGGCGCUGUGCUGCGGAGAGGACGAGGGGUUUAGAGAAGGUGGUGAUGUAGAUCUCAUUCACACAGACUUCCAAAAGAUGUUGCAGUCCACCGGGACCUCUGGCAGUAAUGCGCUGUGUGUACUGGAUAUGGACAACCAAAUAGAGUUUGACAUUUUAAAGAGUGCUAUACCACUCGAUCCACUGACCUAUAAGAGCGAGUCUGAGAUAAGAUGAGAUCAAGACGUUUCUGUACUGACCCCAAUUUAUUUAUAAAAGAAUUAAGUUGUGUUGAAAGACUCUGAAGAUGCUUUUUGAGAUUAUGAAACCAAACAAUGUUUUAGUUCUCUACUCUCCACUGGCUACUGAUUAAAGCGUGUGUCAGGUAUAAAUCAC
Molecule: messenger RNA, 2298 nt
Organism: Paramisgurnus dabryanus
Lineage: Eukaryota; Metazoa; Chordata; Actinopteri; Cypriniformes; Cobitidae
Gene: kcnj4
Product: potassium inwardly rectifying channel subfamily J member 4
Biological process (GO): regulation of monoatomic ion transmembrane transport; potassium ion import across plasma membrane
Cellular component (GO): plasma membrane
Molecular function (GO): inward rectifier potassium channel activity
Source: RefSeq, a predicted model, not a curated record